UCAGUAUGGCGGGCCUGCCUGUGCGGCGGAUUUCUUGGAAUAUCUCGCCUAUAAGAGGAAAGACAAUUAUUUCAUCUCUUUUGGCUCCACUGAUGAGGUUCAGGCAGGCUUGUUCAAUACAUACCCACAGUUCCAUACUUUCCAGCAGUGAACUGUCUUCUGCCGUAGAAACGAAUGUGAUUCGACCAGAUGAUGGUGAAAUUGUUAAAAAUAAUGAAGAAAAAAGCAUGCUCGAACAUCCAGACUACUUUGAGGUGCAUAAACUUUUUACACUGAAAGAUCUUUUCAAUGCCAACGUCCAUCUUGGGCAUCAUGAAGGCUGUUGGGACCCUUUGAUGAAACCUUACCUCUAUGGAGUCAGAGAGAAGCAUCAUAUCAUUGAUCUCAACCAAACUGUUGUACAUUUGAGGCUUGCCUUGAAUGUUCUUUCGCACAUUACUUAUAAAAGAGGGAAAAUUCUUUUUGUUUCUACUCACCCUCAGUAUGAAGAAUUGACACAGCGCACUGCAAGGGAAUGUGAUGAGUACUUUGUAACUCGAAGAUGGCGCGGAGGAACUCUGACAAAUUCUUACAUGUUAUUAGGAACGAUUGAACUUGUUGAUCUGAUUGUAUUUUUGCAUUUGCCAUCAUUGGGAAGAAACACUCGGGCAGUGAUAGAAGCUGCUCAGUUAAAUAUUCCAACUAUUGGUAUAGUUGACAGUGACUGCAAUCCUAAUCUGAUUAUGUAUCCCAUACCUGGAAAUGAUGACACGCCAUCUGCUGUUCAACUGUAUUGUGAUCUGUUUAAGAAAGUGAUAUUGAAGGCAAAAGAGGAGAGAAGAAAACUAGCAUCUGAUACAGAAGAUGAAGAUGUGGACAGUGAUGGAAAUGCAUAAAACUCCUGUUGGACUUUCAGCUUUCAAGAAAAAAAAAUCAAAAAGAAAAAUAAAAGCACUUCAAAGUA
This is a messenger RNA of Stylophora pistillata, 943 nucleotides long. Its product is annotated as small ribosomal subunit protein uS2m. Gene Ontology annotation, molecular function: structural constituent of ribosome. The record is from RefSeq and is a predicted model, not a curated record. NCBI's taxonomy places the organism in Eukaryota, Metazoa, Cnidaria, Anthozoa, Scleractinia, Pocilloporidae. Gene Ontology annotation, biological process: translation. Gene Ontology annotation, cellular component: ribosome; mitochondrial small ribosomal subunit.